Pteronotus mesoamericanus is the source of this 1496-nucleotide messenger RNA. It is a transcript of the gene RER1, whose product is annotated as retention in endoplasmic reticulum sorting receptor 1. The transcript has 7 exons. Gene Ontology annotation, cellular component: Golgi membrane. The record is from RefSeq and is a predicted model, not a curated record. The coding region runs from base 173 to 763 and encodes 196 amino acids. Gene Ontology annotation, biological process: protein retention in ER lumen; retrograde vesicle-mediated transport, Golgi to endoplasmic reticulum. NCBI's taxonomy places the organism in Eukaryota, Metazoa, Chordata, Mammalia, Chiroptera, Mormoopidae.
CGCCCCGGCGUCCAUCUUGGAGGCCCGGAGGCGGCGCCGCGCAGUACGGAGCGGAAGUGCUCGGCUACCCCUUCCCGGACCCAACGAAGUGCCGGCGCGGCCCCUGCCCGCGUCCUCCUUCCCGCGGCCCCCGGAGACCGCGCUCGGGCGCUGCAGAGCCGCGAGUUACAGAAUGUCGGAAGGUGACAGCGUGGGAGAGUCCGUCCACGGGAAGCCUUCUGUGGUGUACAGGUUCUUCACGCGGCUCGGGCAGAUCUAUCAGUCCUGGCUGGACAAGUCGACACCCUACACAGCCCUGCGGUGGGCGGCGACGCUGGGCCUGAGCUUCGUCUAUGUGGUCCGGGUUUACCUGCUGCAGGGCUGGUACAUCGUGACGUACGCCCUGGGCAUCUACCACCUGAACCUCUUCAUAGCUUUCCUCUCUCCCAAAGUGGACCCUUCCCUGAUGGAAGACUCAGACGACGGCCCCUCGCUACCAACGAGGCAGAAUGAGGAGUUCCGGCCGUUCAUCCGAAGGCUUCCCGAGUUUAAGUUUUGGCACGCGGCCACCAAGGGCAUCCUGGUGGCCAUGGUCUGCACCUUCUUCGAGGCGUUCAACGUGCCGGUGUUCUGGCCCAUCCUGGUCAUGUACUUCAUCAUGCUCUUCUGCAUCACGAUGAAGAGGCAGAUCAAGCACAUGAUAAAGUACCGGUACAUUCCGUUCACGCACGGCAAGAGGACAUACAAGGGGAAGGAGGACGUGGGCAAGACGUUCUCCAGUUAGACGGGCCGCCGGGCCGCCCCUGGAGCCCCAGGCGGGGCUGAGCCAUUGUUAACAGCGCCUUCUUUCUUCACAUAAAGUAGUUGAUGGCAAGGGAGUCGGAUUUUCUUUCUAAAAAGGAGCUUCAAUUAUUGUAACCGAAAUACCAGGUUCUCGAAGAAACUGGCAUUUAAAUGGAAUUGCAUUGAUUUAUUUUUCAGUGAUGCAGGCGUUUGGACAGAAUCAGUGGGGCACAGGCUGGGCGACCGUUGGGUGGGGCCGGGGGGCGCGGAAGGACCUUCCCGAGGAGCCUGUGGCCCUGUCGCCCAGCAGGAGGGCGAGGCUGCCGGAGUCCGCGCCGGAAGGAACUCGCCGUGGAAGCUUCUCCCAGGGACGCCGGGCCCUCGCCGCGCUCCCCACGUCCCCUCGGCCGAGGUGUGGCCACCGCCUCCGCCCCGGCGGGACCUGUGCUCAGCCCCCGAGGCUGCCCUGGGGGCCCGGGGUCCUAAAUAUAUAUUAUAUUUUAAUUGUUUGAGAUUAUUUUGACAUAUUUCUUUCGUACGUAAAGACUUGACUGGUACCUAAGUGUGUGUGCGCACAGCAGCCCCUCCGGAGGUGGCGGGGUGGAGGGCGCGCCCCGGGUCCGGCCCCGCCGUCUGGGGAGUGGCUGCCCUGCAUGGAGACUCUUUUGAUGUGAUGAAGACAGACACUCGUAAACCUUUUACUAAAGUGACUUUUUAAUUCGAACUUGAUUAAA